AUGAAGUUCAUCUUUGAUCAUGAUGUAAAUGUGAAUUUGCUGCAGGUUUAUUGCCAUGGAUUCAAUGGGGCUGGGCCUCUAGCUGUUAUUCUUUCUUCCGGCCCAUCUGCUCAUUUUAGCCCUCAGCUUAUGGAUCUAUGGCUUCUUAUGUUCGGACCUACUGUGUGGCUAAUUUGGGAUUUAAGGAAUAAGUUGCGGUUUGAGGAGAAGGUUUCUAGGGUUUCUUCUGCUUUUCGUACCAUUAUUAAUCAUGUGCGUGCCUCUAGUCCUCUGGCCAGAGGUCAUAUGUCGAAUAAGGUGCGUGAUCUGUAUACUAUUUGUUCCAUUGGGGUGCAUAGUCGUCCCUGCCCCAAUCCCAAAAUUGUAGAUAAGGUAAUGACACUUAAAAGAUUUUGUAUUGCUUAUAACAACAUGCAGAAGAAAUUGGCCUAA
Molecule: messenger RNA, 432 nt
Organism: Prunus armeniaca (apricot)
Lineage: Eukaryota; Viridiplantae; Streptophyta; Magnoliopsida; Rosales; Rosaceae
Source: the annotation of a GenBank genome assembly